UGUAUGGCCAACCUGCCACAGCUCUGACACUGCAGGACGCACACGCACAAGUCUCCGGACUCAGUCCUCCUCCUCCUCCCUUCACCAUGCAUCCAGCAAGACUUAGGACAACCCGGCAGUGACGAGCGUUUCAAGAGUGGUGAGUGUUUCACCAGUUUUGCGAGAAGAUCGUUUGUGCUCAAAAGAAAGAAAGCGAAAUCGAGGAAAAAUUUGGCGUUUUUAUUCUUUCCAACCACUGGAAGCCCCCCCCCCCCAAAAAAAAACAGGCAGGGUUGAAGGUUUCUGGUGGAUUCUUUGCCCCUCUUAUUAUAAUUGCUGUUAUUAUUAUAUAAAGAGGAAUAUAGUCCAAGCCUUUCACCGUGGACAUGGAGUACACGUCAUCCCCGAAGCCGCAGCUGUCAUCCCGGGCAAAUGCUUUUUCCAUAGCGGCCCUGAUGUCGAGUGGGAAGCCCAGUAAGGACAAAGAGACGGAGGAGAGCACCAUCAAGCCUCUCGAGCAAUUUGUGGAGAAGUCCUCCUGCAACCAGCAGUCUCUGGCUGACCUGUCCUCCCUGGACGGGCACGGGGACUUCAGCGGGAGCGCGCCCGCCGUGUGCACGGAGCCCCUCAUCCCCACCACUCCCGGCGUCCCCAGCGAGGAGAUGGCAAAGAUCUCGUGCAGCCUGGAGACUAAAGAAUUGUGGGACAAAUUCCACGAGCUCGGCACCGAGAUGAUCAUCACAAAGUCUGGAAGGAGGAUGUUCCCCACUAUCCGGGUCUCUUUCUCCGGGGUGGACCAGGACUCAAAGUACAUUGUUCUGAUGGACAUCGUCCCGGUGGACAACAAGCGGUACCGGUAUGCCUACCACCGCUCCUCCUGGCUGGUGGCCGGCAAGGCCGACCCUCCUCUGCCCGCCAGGUUGUACGUCCACCCGGACUCGCCGUUCACCGGAGAGCAGCUCAUGAAACAAAUGGUGUCGUUCGAGAAAGUCAAGCUGACAAACAACGAACUGGAUCAACACGGACAUAUCAUUCUCAACUCCAUGCACAAGUACCAGCCAAGGGUCCAUAUCAUCAAGAAGAAAGACCACACCGCCUCGCUGCUCAACCUCAAGUCCGAGGAGUUUCGAACCUUCGUCUUUGUUGAGACCGUCUUCACCGCCGUCACGGCCUAUCAGAACCAGCUGAUAACCAAACUCAAGAUUGACAGCAACCCAUUUGCUAAAGGUUUCCGGGACUCGUCGCGGCUGACGGACAUGGAGAGGGAAAGUGUUGAGAAUCUGAUCCACAAGCACUCGUACGCCCGGUCGCCGAUCCGAACCUACACCGGUGACGAGGAGAACCUGGGCGAUGACGGACACUCCACACACACCAGAGGCUCUGCGUUUACUGCCUCAGACAACCUCUCUCUGAGCUCCUGGGUCACUACCACAUCAGGCUUCUCCGGCUUCCAGCACCCACAGUCCCUGUCGGCAAUGGGCACCGCUGCCGCCUCCCUGCCCCAUCCCAUCCAGGGCUCCCUGCCCCCCUACAGCCGGCUGGGCAUGCCACUGACACCCACUGCUCUGGCUGGUACCAUGCAGGGCAGCGGGCCAUCCUUCCCCUCCUUCCACAUGCCCCGCUACCACCACUACUUCCAGCAGGGGCCUUACGCUGCCAUCCAGGGACUGCGCCAUUCAUCCACGGUCAUGGCGCCCUUCGUAUGACUCCAUCCCGAGGAGGAAACAACCAAACCUCACACUAACAUUCACCCCGAGUCCAGUGUUACAAGUUACUUCCCCAUGCCGGCCCAACACUCAUCACCCAGUUUGUAUCUUUCCAUUGGUCUUUGUAAAUAGUUCACCUCAGAGGGCGAGGUCUUGGUGACACCACAAAGAAGAUGUGGCUUCCUGAAAUCAAAUCCAGAAAAAAAGACAGACUGAAAGAGAACAGGACCUUCAGAAACACCAGCAGGUUCCAGGGUUUCUACAAACUCUUUGCCGAAAUUGUACAAACUAAAAAAUUCCACAAAGGGAGCAUGUUUGAUCUUGGCCCUUGAAGAACAGUGGAUCCUCAAUUCAAACCAAUUUUAUCAAUCUUUAGAAGACCAUGUCUUCCUCAAAAGAUUCAACUGUCUCCCCUGGCUACAGGGUCUCUAACCAAGCUUUAUAGAUGGCAGGUUGCUGUGUGAUCCCUCAAAAGUGCAACCUAUAAUUGCUUUCUGGAGAGACUCUGACGCUACAGUCUGUUGGACAGCGAUGUUCAGUCUGGGUCUGUGAACACUUCAGUAUAUCAGAAAGGCGGAACGACCAUCUCUGCUUUUCUGUGUUUUCUAGAAAGCCCAUCCAUAUGUACAGUACAAAGUCACAACUCUGUUGAAAGUCCUGUCAAAAACAUAUGUUAUAAUGCAUCAUACGAAGAUGAAGAUGUUACAUUUAUUAAAAGGAAAAUUCUCACUGUAGAGUGCCAAAGCCCCCCCCCCCCCAAAAAAAAAACACACCAUAGGACGCAUGCUGACUUCAGGAGAUGAAAACACCGGGUAAAAUUGGGGAAAUAUGGGGUGAAUACGCUCACAUGCAACUGGGAUUAAGGAUUUUUUCUUUCGUUUAAAGGUCCAGUCAAAGAAGCAGUUAAAACAGCAAAAUUCUUCAUAAAAAUAAAUAAAUUUCAAUUGAAAGUUUAGAUUUCUUCAAAGGUGGGCAGCGUUUUUUUUUUCCUGAUUUUCAAUUUUGGUUUCUCUGACGAGUAAAUUUGCAUCAUUAACCAACAGCCAGGUUAAAAGACCAAAGACUAAAGUAAUGAAAUAAGAGCCUUGAAAAUUGAAGAAACUAUCUUAAACUUGAGCUAACUAGCGUUAUAGCACCAUAUCAUCACCUCACCUAAUGACAUUGCUAACUGAUUGUUAGCUAGCUUGUCAUGAGUUUUUUUCUCUUUUUCGAUCUUUCUUGAAUAAGAAAGUUAAAUUUUAAUUAAAAAAAAUAUUAAGGGGAAGUGAAAAGAAAAAAGCUCGUGGAGCUUUUGUGACUGACUUUUGCUAGUACGCUAGCUUGCUAGCAUGUUAGCCGUUAGCUCACCAGGUACAGUAGUUCAUCAGCUACAUCAACCCAAUCCUCUAACGCUACUGAUUUAAUGACGAUGUGAAGUGAUAAAUUUGUCUGUCACUCUCUGUGUGACUGGACCUUAAUUAAUUUGACUACCUAAUGUGUUGAGUUCACAAUAUUUUGAGUGUGUAAAUGUCAUGAAUGUAAAACUAAUCAUUCUCUUUCUUCUGAUCUUGAGGGAAACAAAUGGGCAGAAGUUUGAAACCACUUUUCAUCUCUAAACAUACAGAAACAUUUAAAGUGAAACAGCAGCGUGAGUUCAUACGUUUCCAUUGUAAAACAGCAUCUUAAGUAGAAACAUCACUUAUGACGCCAUCACUGUUUUACUGCUGCUGACUGUCAACUGCAGGCUUUUAGGAGUUUGGCCGUACGCAGAUGUUGCCGAGCUGAUUCAUGGUGGCGGCAGAGCGUGUCGACAGGGCAUCCACACCUGGAAAUAAUGGCCUCUGCAGUUUGGAUUAAAAGGAAGCUGGAAGCUGCAGGAGUCGACUCACACACUUAUUUAUUUGGAAAUGAAUGACUACAACAAGCAGCGCAGGUUAGAUUGUUCCGCUUGGAGCGACAUUGCUGCAAAAAAAUGUGGAGCAUUUUAUUAUGAAGUUAAGUUUUCAAUUCAGAAACUCUUAAACACACAACUUAUUUUAACAACUAAUUGUUGUCCGUUGAACCGAGUCCUAGAAACUAUGGAGCCAGCCAAGAUUAGCUUGGUGCCAAAACAAUUAUUAUUCCUGAUCAGGCUUAUUAAUGAUUUUGUCUACAAAAUGUCAGGAAUAGCCAUAAUAAUUUAACAGAUUUUAACAUGAUGAUGUAACAAUCCACUACGCAAAAAAGAAAGACGUACUAUCGCAUAUGACACAGUAGACAGCAAACGUUCACAUUUGAGAAGUUGGAAACACUUCUGGCAUUUUGGCUUGAACAUUUUUAACUUUUAAAAGAUCAUCAAAGUAGCAGUUGGUUUAUUUGCUGUGGACCAACUAAUCAAUUAAGUGACUUAACUGCAGUCACUAUUCAAGAUUCAAGAGUUGUUUCUAAUGUUUUAUUUAAUGAAACUGAGGGAAGAUGUUGAAAUAAUCCUGCCAAACUUUUUUUUCAUCUGUUGCAGAUGGAGAUUUUUUUUUUUUUGCUAUGAGUUGGUCAUGUUUUAUGCACAAAAUCUUAAGAAGCUCCUCUAAAACCAUGAAAGCACCAGUGUUGGGUUCAUUCAGAGGUGUGUGUAGUGAACAAAUAUGUUUUUUUUAGAAUUCAGAAUAUCACACCAAUGUAUAAAAACCGGUUACAUUAACACUGUAAAUAUGCUACUUUGACUUUUGCCGCAUUUUUAAAUCAUAGGAAGCCUGUUUCUGUGGAUUAUGGACAUUAAUUUUCUGUUCUGACCCCUUGCAUGUGCAAGCAGUUGAUUUUAUCUCAUCUGUUUAUUGAGGAAAGACAGGUUGUUGGACUUUUUUUUCCCCUUUGGAAUCAAAUCUUUUUCUGAUGUACAGCUUGAACUGAGAGUUUUCAUCUUUCUACGUGUACAACAAUUUCUUCUGUUCGAACCAUACCUACAUUCCCAACUUACCACUGAAAAUCAUCUUCCUUUUUUCUUCUUCAAUUUUUUUCUCCAAUGUCUUUUCUUUUGAAUGCCAUAAUCUUAAUAUGACACCGGGCAAGAUUGUGUUUUGAGGAUUUUUAAAGUGCAAUAUAUUUAUUUUGCUCUCUGGAAAUAAUGUUCAAUGUACUAUGCUGCAUAAAAAAGUCGUCAUUUGUAAACCUUGACAAAUAUAUAUAUCACCACUGAAACAAGUUGAGUGAUUUUUUUCUUUUCACUGCUAUGUAUGUUUAUCCCUCAGA
Messenger RNA from Scophthalmus maximus (turbot), 4889 nucleotides. RefSeq names its product T-box transcription factor 20 (gene tbx20). Bases 366 to 1685 code for a protein of 439 amino acids. The transcript has 8 exons. The record is from RefSeq and is a predicted model, not a curated record. Gene Ontology annotation, biological process: regulation of transcription by RNA polymerase II; cell fate specification; heart looping. Lineage: Eukaryota; Metazoa; Chordata; Actinopteri; Pleuronectiformes; Scophthalmidae. Gene Ontology annotation, cellular component: nucleus. Gene Ontology annotation, molecular function: DNA-binding transcription factor activity, RNA polymerase II-specific; RNA polymerase II cis-regulatory region sequence-specific DNA binding.